UUACGAGAUGAAGAACUCUUUUUUUUUUAUGAAGAUGGACAAAACAAUAUUUAUAAUGAAAACGGUCAAUUAAGGUAUGUUUCUAUGGAGGAUGUCAUGUCAACUAUCGACGAUCCCAAUAUUGUUCUUGAAACUUUGGUUAAUCAUUCUUCUUAUAUGAAGAAUAAGCCAUUGGAAAAACAACCGACUGAAAACAAAAAGUCAACUACUUCAAAGCCAGUGAAAUUUGCCUCAAAGAGGAAUAAUGUGGACUAUAGCAUUAAUCAGAGGACAACAUUCAUCGAUCGUAUGAUCGAAUUACCUAUGGGACAGAGGUAUGCCGCUGUGGUCGGGAGAGAACUAGGUGUCAAAAAACGAACUGCUCAACGUUGGUGGAGAAGCUACAAAGAGAUUGGCGAAGUGCCUGUGGUAAAAACGUAG
Messenger RNA from Mucor mucedo, 420 nucleotides. RefSeq lists its product as uncharacterized. The transcript has a single exon. The record is from RefSeq and is a predicted model, not a curated record. Lineage: Eukaryota; Fungi; Mucoromycota; Mucoromycetes; Mucorales; Mucoraceae. The annotation marks the transcript as partial.